CCACGAUGCGCAGGCCCGAAUUUCAAACUCUGCGCAAACUUGAAUACACAAGCCACAAGCUAGAUACGAUUUUCGUGCCGUAGACCCGGGCUUAACGUCGCCCACGGCCCAAGUUGAUGAAAAAAAAACCCUGUAAUAUCUGCGGAUAAGACCACAUAACCUAUUCAGACGCAAGAAAUCAAUUGAAUAAUGUCGUUCAAAAAGGACCUGUUUUUGUUAAUAAAACCGUAUUACCUAGUCAAUAUAAUCAUCAGUCUUUCUUACAUCGUUGCUAAGCGCUUACCCGUCUUGUGCAAUUACUUAUUUCUACAAUCCGAAUGUGAAUUAAGUGGGCGUGAAACCGAGAUCCUGUUUUUUCUGAUGAUCGUAAUAAUGAUCAGAACCCGCAAGGCAGGCAGUGUUACCAUGAUAAAUUAUCUAUCAGCCAGUUUUAUCUAUACAAAAAUCGCCAAUUUGAUUCUCUGGCUCCACGCCGAUGUGCGAAUGGGAAUAAUCUUUGGAAUAAUAUUCAUUUUGUGCGGACUUGUAUUACCAGAGCCGACUUACCAAGGUCCUGAAAACGUUGUAUAUUUGCGUGCAGCUUCUGGACUCCAAGAUGAACUUCAAAGAGAUAACAGGAUCAUUUGGCUGGUUGCAUUUUACACAGUGUGGAAUCCAGCUUGCGUGAACUUUGCUCCAACAUUUUCACAAUUAUCUGCAGAGUAUGCUUUGGACAAUUUGAAAUUCGGUAAAGUUGACAUUGGCAGAUAUCCAGAUGCAGGAGCAAAAUAUAACAUCAGUGACUCUAGCAUGAGUCGGCAGCUGCCCACUCUAAUACUUUUCAAAGAAGGCAAGGAAGUACAAAGACGCCCUCAUGCUGAUCACAGGGGGAAACUGCAAAAGUUUCUUUUUUCUGCUGACAACAUCAAAGCAGCGUUUGAUCUGAACAACAUUUACAAAGAAUGUAAAAAUAAUCCAUUGAAAAAAAGAGACAAGAAACUGCUGAAAGAAGAAUAAUCUAUUAUUUUCAAUCAACUCAGACAGCUAUCUAUAACAGCUUAUUAUCUGUUGAUUAAUUUCUUGAUAUGUACAAGCUGCAUUAUGCAAGAUGACUUCGUGUGUGCACUUCGUAGGAUUUUCUUUUUUAUGCAAUGCAAUACUGUACUUGUUACUGUAUAACUAUGUGAGAUGAUA
Molecule: messenger RNA, 1173 nt
Organism: Neodiprion fabricii
Lineage: Eukaryota; Metazoa; Arthropoda; Insecta; Hymenoptera; Diprionidae
Product: thioredoxin-related transmembrane protein 2 homolog
Exons: 5
Coding region: 190-996 (268 amino acids)
Cellular component (GO): membrane-bounded organelle
Molecular function (GO): disulfide oxidoreductase activity
Source: RefSeq, a predicted model, not a curated record